AUGGCGAUGAUUGUGCAAUUUUUCUCCUUUUUUCUGCUAUUGACUCAAAUCGAUGCUGUGAUAAAAUAUCGACGAAAAGACAACUUGGGAAAAGUCAAGCUGUUAAGGGAAAUCAAAAUGACGAACUCGACACAAAAUGGGGAAUCGAGUGGGAAAGUGGAAAGCUAUAUGGGAGUGAGUCUGUUGAUGGUUGGCGACUACUCUUUCUACAAGAACUUUUUCGAGAUCGCCGGCGAUGAAGAGGGCGGAUUGCGGUACUCGAAAGAGUACUUGACAGCUAUUUAUGAACAGGUCCGUGCAAUCUACGACGAAAUCCCAUUUGAUUUCGGGAAACUUCACCUCUCAUUGGUGGACACAUUUGUGGCCAUUCGACCCAUUGAUUGUCCGCUUUUACAGCCAGACGACAUGUCUCCCAACGAGCUCGAACGAAAUGUGACCCUCGAGGAGUUGUUCGAGUUGAAAAAUGGAUCCAGCACUGAGCCAAAAUACAGCGGGCCUGAUGCGUUGAGGCAAUUGUUUAAUUGGAAGAAACGAUAUGAGGAUCUUUUACCGCCACACGAUCACACAAUGCUCGUUACAAAGAUGGACCUCCUCUCAUUCUCCGGAUCCGACUCGUCACAGGGAAUGGCUCCAUUGGCCGCUCUCUGCAAGGGUGGAGAAUCGUCAUCGGUUGUGGAAGAUGCUGGGGCGAUGGCCACUGCCAUUAUUGCAGCUCAUGAAUUGGGGCACAAUCUUGGCGCCGCACACGACAACUCAAAUUCCACCGAAUGCAAUCAAUCGUUAACCUAUCUGAUGGCUCCUUCAGUCUCCACAAAAGUCGACGAUGAUCGCUUCUUCAACAUUCGCCGCUUCAGCCCUUGCAGUUUAGAGAAUAUCCACACGUAUCUCAAUAGCUCGAAUGCUCAUUGUGCUCGAAAGAAAGGCCGUUUGUCGAUAAAAUCGAAAAAAGUCUCCGCUCUGCCGAUGGAUUCAUUCCCGGGCGAGCGCUUCUCGGCCACUCAACAAUGCCAAGCCGCUUUCGGGAAAGGAUAUGGUUUGUGCCCGAAAUUGGAAUACGUCAAUCUCGGCGGUGAUCCAUGUAGACGAAUUUGGUGUAAAAAUCGUCGCACGAGAAGGAGUGGGCCGUGUGAAACGUUGCCAUUUUUUCCAGCGUUUGAUGGAACGACUUGUGGAAUGAAUCGGUGGUGCAUGAAAGGCUCGUGCGUUCCAAACGAGAAGCGUUUACUUGAAUGCCAAGAUCUCAACGAUGAUGUGUGUCGAAAGUAUACAAAAGCAAAGCUAAAACACUACUGUAAAUCGAUGAACUUUCAAGCGGUUUGUUGCUCGACGUGCACGAGAGCCAUGUCAAAAGAGUUACAGUUGGAGAAAAAGUUG
This is a messenger RNA of Mesorhabditis belari, 1374 nucleotides long. The record is from the annotation of a GenBank genome assembly. NCBI's taxonomy places the organism in Eukaryota, Metazoa, Nematoda, Chromadorea, Rhabditida, Rhabditidae.